Messenger RNA from Penicillium roqueforti, 678 nucleotides. RefSeq names its product O-methyltransferase. Lineage: Eukaryota; Fungi; Ascomycota; Eurotiomycetes; Eurotiales; Aspergillaceae. The transcript has 2 exons. The coding region runs from base 1 to 678 and encodes 225 amino acids. The record is from RefSeq and is a predicted model, not a curated record. Gene Ontology annotation, molecular function: O-methyltransferase activity.
AUGGCACCCUCGCCCGUCACAGCCUCCCCAGAAGUCCUGACCCACCUCAAAGACCUACACACCAAAUCCCUAACCCAAGAAUCAACCGUGGACUGGCACAACCUACCGCAACAAUGCAGUCCCGAAUUCGACUCCAUCAUGGUCGACAAGUUCAUCGCACUGGACCAGGACAAGUGCGAACUAGUCUACCACAUCCUGCGCAGCAUCAACGCAAAGACUGCCGUCGAGGCCGGCACCAGCUUCGGCGUUAGCACCAUCUACCUAGCGCUUGCCGUCGCAGAGAAUGCGAAGCGCGUCAGCGCCACCACUAAGCCGCGAGUCAUCGCCACGGAGAAAGAAGAUUCUAAGGCUAAGAUAGCUCGUGAGCAUUGGGCGAAAGCUGGCAAGGAGAUUGAGGAUGUGAUUGAUCUCCGUGUUGGGGAUCUGCGUGAGACUCUUACCUCCGAUUUGGGGACUGUGGAUUUCUUGCUGUUGGAUAUCUGGACGCCUCUCGCCCUCCCUGCGCUGAAGCUUGUUCAGCCGCAUUUCCGGCCUGGCGCCGUGAUCAUCGUUGAUAAUACUGUCAAGGCGAAGGAUAGGUAUCAGGAGCUCUUUGCGUAUGUUGAUGCCGAGGGCAGUGGAUUCCGACGGGUGACGAUGCCGUAUGAGGGGGGUCUUGAUAUGAUUGUUUAUCAAUAG